Molecule: messenger RNA, 5400 nt
Organism: Camelina sativa (false flax)
Lineage: Eukaryota; Viridiplantae; Streptophyta; Magnoliopsida; Brassicales; Brassicaceae
Source: RefSeq, a predicted model, not a curated record
ACCUUUGCAUCACAUGCUAGAGUGCGAGGAUCUUGCCUCUGAAACUCCAAAGACUCUGAAACUCCAAAAACUUGGACUCUCGCUUACUUGGCUUCCUCUUUUUCUCUAUGGUAAGUCUCUCCUGCAACUUCAAGCUCUCAUUUUCAGAUCACUUUCUUUAUUUUCGAAUCAAAUCUCUAUUCUUUUUGAAAAAUCUCUACUCUUAUGUCAAUUGAACGACAUUAGAAUUAAAACAUUUUGAGGAAAUUUCACCUACCACAAAAGAAUCAAUUCAAUUUUUUUGUAUCCACAGGCAAAAGAAGAGGAGAAAUGAUCUGGUUUAACAACAUGCUUGAACCAGACAUGCAACACAAUCUACAGCCCGAACCAAACAGGUUUUUUUUUGUUGCUUUUACUGCUUUUUAAGUGAUUUACUCUGUUCUUCUGAAAAUUUCCAGAUAUUUUGGUGAUUCUGUUUUGUGUAAACUGUGGAAAAGGAAGAAAACAAAUCAGAUAUCUUUCACUGUUUAGCAACAAAGGAAAUUUUUGAUGAACUGGUUUUGGUUGUGUGAUCUUUGUGUGACACUGCAAUUACUUUUUUUCUUUUUUGUUAAUUUAUACUUUAUAUGGAAAGAUGUGAAGUGGAAUUGUUUAUUUAUUGAUCAUUUCAGGAGGAGGCUUAGUCUUGAAAUACCUGGGUUGUAUAAUAUGUCUUGUACAGAAUUAUUGGCUCUGGCUAAUAACACAGACGCGUACGGCACAAGUUCAUCAGUUGGUGCAUCAUCAUCAUCAUCAUCAUCACUUAGCUCUCAAUACUCAAUGGAUUCAUGGAUUAAUAGUAGGAGGAUGGAGUCUAAUCCGUUGUUUUCAAACCCUGGAUCCUCCCUUGGGAUAAAUACAGGCAUUUCUGGACAAAGAACAAUGCAAACACAACAAUAUGAUGUGUCAACUCAACAGAGGUUUCUUUGUGACCUUAAUCGUACACCUGAAGAGAUGGUGAGCACCAGUCUGCGACCAACAGAAGCUGAGUUGCCUCCGAUCACAUUAGAAAGGCCAGCCAGAAGAUUAGCUGAAACAGACCAGGAGCCUCACGACCCUAUCAAGAAGUCUAUCCUUGAAACUGGAUCUCGUGCAGGAGUAAAGAGAGGAAGACCACGAAAUAAUGAGAAAGGACAGCUGAAAACACCGGCACCGAAGAAAAAAAAGACCAGGCCAAAGGUUGUUGGUGAAGGCAAAACAAACAAAGCCUCAUCAUCUAAACCAAGGGUUAAAACAUCCUCUGCUGCUACUGCUACUGCUGCUACUGCUACUGCUGCUGCUGCUCCUCCACCUGCUGCUACUGCUACUAAAACUUCUGAAGAGACCAGUUAUGUACGGCCAAAAAGAUCAAGCGGCAGAUUUUUGCGACUUGACUUUGACGUUCAAGACGAAGAAGAGGAAUAUUGUGGUCUAGAUUUCCCUUCAGAAGGUCACACAGGUGGAGAAGGACCAACCGAUAGAACACUUGUGAUAUUUAGUAACAUUCCAAAGGGAAGACGGAAAAGGAGAACCAAUGCCUUUAAGAGAAAACAAAGAAUCAAUCCGUCUUCAUCAGAACAAGGCAAUGAUGGCCUCGGUUCUAUGCUGUCCCCGGUCAACACAGGACCAGCAACUCUCGAGGAAUCAGAACAAGACAUUCCCAGUGAAUCACACAUUUCUCAAAGCUUGGGAAGAAAAAGAUCAUCCAUAGUUACCAGACCAAGGAACGUCCGGUCACUGAGUAAACUUAUAAAAAGCAUUGUAGCAAACAAACGUGGUAGAAAAGUACAUAACCGUCGUGGCAGACCUCCGCAGGUUAAAGUUAACCGUCGUGGCAGACCUCCGCAGGUUAAAGCUAACCGUCGUGGCAGACCUCCGCAGGUUAAAGCUAUCGUUGACGUUUCCCCAAUACAAACAAAAGUGUUUAAAAAUAAGCGGAGUCCAAGAGACCCUACAGCAAGCCAAAUCAAUGCAAGGGUACUAGACCUGCAGUGGCGACGCCAAUCUCCACAAGGUACAUCGUUUGCUGACAUGUGGGAAAGAAGUUCGACAAUUGAUGCCAUCACUAAGUUGUUAGAAGAGCUAGACAUCAACAUAGAAGGUCUUUGCCUUCCACAUAAUAGAGAAACCGCACUCAUUCUAUACAAAAAGACAUAUGAAGAGCAACAGGCAUUGGUGAAGUAUAGCAAGAAGCAGAAACCGAAAGUACAAUUGGAUCCUGAGACCAAACGAGUUUUUAAACUCUUGAUGCUGAGUAUCCACAGCAACGGUGUUGAUGGAUCAGAUGAGAAAACACGUAACUGGUGGAAAGAGGAGAGGAACGUGUUAAAAGGCCGAGCAAGUUCGUUCAAUGCUCAAAUGUGUAGAGUCCAAGGCGAUAGAACUUUCUCACCUUGGAAAGGAUCGGUUGUGGAUUCAGUAGUGGGAGUUUUCCUCACCCAGAAUGUUGCAGAUCAUUCAUCAAGUUCCGCAUAUAUGGAUGUAGCUGCUGCGUUUCCUCUCGACUGAAACUUCAACAAGAGAUCAUCUCCUGAAGAGUGGGGAAGUUCAGUAACUCAAGAAACAAUGAUGAAUCCAAGAAUUCGUAAUCCAACUUGCGUCAUCAUAGAGGAGAUUCAUGAUGAUGAUGAUGAGGACGGCACUGAUGUUGUUUGUAGUCAGGGAUCAUCUAAAACGAGUGACAGUUCCAUCAGUUCUACAAACCAAUCAACAAUGAUGCUGUCGGAUCCAUUUAACACAAGUUUGGUGAAUGAGCAAGUUGAUUCCCAAAUGGUGAAAGGCAAAGGUCAUAUACCAAACUCGAAGGGUCUUUCUAUGGUGUCGUAUACUUCUUCUCAUUUCGAACUGAACUUAAAUGAAGUACCACCUGAAGUAGAGAGUUGUGAUUCAUUCACAAACAUAGACUAUAAAGAAAUUCAUGUUCAACAUAUGUCCAGCCAUCAACAAGAACUGGAGAGUACCCUUCAUGCACAAGACCAGGAACAGAACACAAGAAAAGAGGAUGUGAAGAAGAAACCAACUACUUCCAGACCAGUACGUCGACCGCGCAAAAACAAGGUAGAUGAAUCCUCAUCAAAGAAAACUUCAAAGGAACCAGCAAAGAGCAAGCCAAAGGACAGCUUUGACUGGGAUAGUUUGAGAAAGGAAGCGGAAAGUGGUGGCAAAAAGAGAGAGAAAACAGAAAGAACAAGGGAUACAGUUGAUUGGGAUGCUGUUCGAUGUGCAGACGUCAACAAAAUCGCUAAUAUAAUCAUAAAACGAGGGAUGAACAACUUGCUUGCUGGAAGAAUCAAGGCCAACAGACUGGUGGAAGAUCAUGGAAGCAUUGACUUGGAGUGGCUAAGAGAUGUUCCCCCUGACAAAGCCAAGGAGUAUCUACUAAGCAUAAACGGAUUGGGAUUGAAAAGUGUUGAGUGUGUUAGACUUCUGUCAUUACACCAGAUUGCAUUCCCGGUUGACACCAAUGUCGGACGCAUAGCUGUAAGACUAGGAUGGGUUCCUUUGCAGCCACUGCCUGAAGAGCUGCAAAUGCAUCUUCUAGAGCUGUACCCUGUAUUAGAUUCUGUUCAGAGGUACCUAUGGCCGAGGCUCUGCAAGCUCGACCAAAAGACGUUGUAUGAAUUGCACUAUCAUCUCAUUACGUUCGGCAAGGUCUUCUGCACAAAAAAAGCUCCCAAUUGCAAUGCAUGUCCAAUGAAGGCGGAGUGCCGACAUUACGCUAGUGCACAAAGUGCACGUCUUGCUCUACCAGAACCAGAGGCGAGCGAUAGAACAACUGUAAUGCUCCAUGAGAGAAGACAUCAACGCAAACCCUUUGUAGUUAAUUUCCAGCCAUCUUUAUUGCUUUCUCAAGAAAAAGAGCAAGAAGUGCAAAGAUCCGGAAGCUGCGUACCAAUCAUUGAAGAACCGGCAUCACCCGAACCAGAGUAUACAAUGCAUGACAUUGAGGAUUAUCCUUGGGACAAUAACAGAGUUUUAAAUUCUAAGUUGUUGGAAAAUGAUCCUUGGGCAAGUCAGGAGAUGAUUCCUACAAUCAUGCUCAGCAAGGAAGCUGGUACAUCAACGGAAUUGGUGGUACUAAGCGCAGAAGCAGCAGCAAUACCUACACGUCAACUCAAGUCCAAGGAAAGGCUACGCACAGAGCACCUCGUCUAUGAGCUCCCUGACCACCAUCCUAUUCUAGAAGGGUUUGAUAGGCGAGAAGCUGAGGAUAUAUUUCCCUACCUGUUAGCCAUUUGGACGCCAGGUGAAACUGAAAACUCCAUUCAACCGCCUAAACAAAGAUGUGAUUUCCAAGGAAACGACAGUACAUUAUGUCAUGANCGUUUUGAUAGGCGAGAAGCUGAGGAUAUAUUUCCCUACCUGUUAGCCAUUUGGACGCCAGAAUGCAACAAGAUACGGGAAGAGGAAUCACAAAUAGUGCGUGGAACUAUACUGAUACCUUGCAGGACAGCAAUGAGAGCAGGCUUCCCUCUGAAUGGCACCUACUUCCAAACCAAUGAGGUUUUUGCUGACCAUGCCUCUAGCAUCAACCCAAUUGACGUCCCAAGAAAACUGAUAUGGAAACUAGCAAAGAGAAUCGCAUACUUUGGAUCUUCUGUGAGCGUAAUUUGUAAAGGUUUAACAUUGGACAGUAUCCGAGACAAUUUCGAGAAAGGAUAUGUUUGCGUAAGGGGAUUCGACAAGGAGAAUCGUAAGCCAAAGACUCUAGUGAGAAGACUGCACUGCGCACCAAGCAACCAAGAACCCAAAACACAAGAAAAGAAGCCCAAAAAACAAGAAAAGAAGCCAAGAAAACAAGUAAAGAAGCCAACAAAACAAGGAAAGAAGCCAAAGAAACAAGGAAAGAAGCACCUCCAAAUUGCAUAAACAUAGAGUUAAGACAUUGGAUUCAUGGGUUAAAAGGGGGUAUACAUCAUCAAGGUCAUCAUAGCUUUCACCAAACUUUCAGAUUCUUGAAACUUCUCUUAGGAAAAAAAAAAAAAACAAUGUUUCCUUUUCUUUUUGUUUUUUUUUUUUGUCCUUGCCAUCGUUUUGGGCGAUGGAUGUUAGUUUUUGAACUCAUCUUUUUUUGUUUUUUAAGUUAUUAUUUCAUAAAUUUUGCAGCAGCAAUUAUUCAUCUUUUCAGUUAUCAUACUUGAUGAGAUUUAGUCACUCUCAAGCUAAUUUCAAUCUUCUGGUCCCUAAUUCCAAAUCAGAUUUGGUAGAAAAUCAAAUGCAAUUGCUCUAAUAAGUACAAAUCGUAUCCAUAUUCAAACAAAAUUAAGGUUUAUUCACGAAUCCUAUAGACUUAGGUCUAAAAAUAGAUUACUAAAAAUAGAUUACAGAGUUUAGCAAAACAUACCUUUCUUCUCGAAUCGAUGCACAGAAGCGAAUCGAGAGAGCAUUAGAGAAACAAUGUUC